Messenger RNA from Monopterus albus (swamp eel), 1968 nucleotides. It is a transcript of the gene pbx2, whose product is annotated as pre-B-cell leukemia homeobox 2. The record is from RefSeq and is a predicted model, not a curated record. The transcript is spliced from 8 exons. The coding region runs from base 98 to 1303 and encodes 401 amino acids. Gene Ontology annotation, biological process: regulation of DNA-templated transcription. Gene Ontology annotation, cellular component: nucleus. Gene Ontology annotation, molecular function: DNA binding; DNA-binding transcription factor activity, RNA polymerase II-specific. Lineage: Eukaryota; Metazoa; Chordata; Actinopteri; Synbranchiformes; Synbranchidae.
GGGACUGCGCUUUGUGCGAUGCCACAGGCCAAGUUGUGUUGUUGUGUGUCUAUGAGCACAGUUGGGCAGCAGUCGUCGCCACUGUGCGUCGCGGAAGAUGUUGCAGCAGCAGCCUCUGACGGGCAAUGGGCCCUCCAACGGCCGGGGACUCGGCAUGAAUAGCCACACCGGGAUGCAUGCGCUUAAUUCGGCUCAUCAACCUUCCCAGCACCGGUCGGACGGAGGGGAUUCGGGCCUCGAGGGCACAGAGAACGGACAUGAAACACGCAGAGAUAUUGGUGACAUACUGCAGCAAAUAAUGACCAUAACCGACCAAAGUUUGGACGAGGCACAAGCAAAGAAACAUGCACUUAACUGUCACCGAAUGAAACCUGCAUUGUUCAGCGUUUUAUGCGAGAUCAAGGAAAAAACGGGCUUGUCAAUGAGAAACGCACAGGAGGAGGAGCCUCAGGAUCCUCAGCUGGUGCGACUGGACAACAUGCUGCUGGCGGAAGGCGUGGCAGGGCCAGAGAAGGGGGGCGGGGGGGCCGGCGGCCGGGGUGGCGCCCCCCACUCAGGAGGGAUGUCACCUGACAGCUCGCUCGAGCACUCCGACUACAAAAGCAAGUUGACCCAAAUUCGCAGUAUCUACCACACUGAGCUGGAGAAGUAUGAGCAGGCAUGCACUGAAUUCACCACUCAUGUGAUGAACCUGCUGAGGGAGCAGUCGCGUACACGGCCUGUGACCCCGCGGGAGAUCGAGCGCAUGGUGGCCAUCAUCCACCGCAAAUUCAGCUCCAUCCAGACCCAGCUGAAGCAGAGUACUUGUGAGGCAGUCAUGAUCCUGAGGUCCCGCUUUCUCGAUGCCAGGCGCAAGAGGCGUAACUUCAGCAAACAAGCCACAGAGGUCCUGAAUGAGUAUUUCUAUUCCCACCUGUCCAACCCUUACCCCAGUGAAGAAGCCAAAGAGGAACUUGCCAAACAAUGUGGAAUCACUGUCUCUCAGGUCUCUAACUGGUUUGGCAACAAGAGAAUCCGCUACAAGAAAAACAUUGGCAAGUUCCAAGAGGAAGCCAACCUCUACGCCAUGAAGACAGCCUUGGGGGCCAGACAGGGCGAUGACUCCCCACACACUCCCAACUCCACAGGAUCUGGGUCCUUCUCUCUGUCCGGGUCCGCUGACUUGUUCCUUGGGGUUCCACCUGUGAACGGCGAGCAGUCUACCUACCAAAUGGGAGUGCAGGCUAACGGGAACUGGCAGGGUCGAAACUCGCCCCCGCCCAGAGCCUCGCCCCACAGCGAACACUCAGAAAACUCUGACUGAUGGCCCUGCCUGCUGGCACAGAACGACAGCCGCAGAAAGACUGACAACGGAAAAGACAGAAGGAAUGAUAUCACACUUCCCACUUGGCUGCAGUUGUUUUUGUAUGUUGUUUGUUUGGUUUGAUUAUUUUAAAUGUACGUUGGUUUCUUUUCUUACCGCUCAGCAUCGGUCAUUAUUAUGUUUGUAUGAUUAGCUGAGUGCAUGGAUGCUAGAGUGAAAAUGUGUGUGUGUGUGUGUGCGCGUGUUGUGUGUGCAUGCAAGUGUGGUUUUAUUAUCGGGGUUGUAGGGCUUGUUUUCCACUACUUUUGACAUGUUACUGAGGUGUGUGGUUGGGGAAGAGGAGGUGUGGGACUGUAUUAUCAUUGUUUUUAGCACACUAUAUCAUUAUUAAUAUUAUUGCCAUUUUAUUAUUAGUGCUACACCUAUUUUCAUUUUAACAGCUCAGAAAGAGAGAAUGCAUUUAGUGAAUGAGAGGGCAAUAGAGAAAAAUCCAAAGACUUUGUGUGUUUCUCUGUUUAGUUUAGUUUUUCUAAGGGGCUUACCUGAGGUGUGACUGAGUCCAUAUUAAUGGUUUGAGUGAGUGUAUUAACAGUGCUGUCUUUUUUUCUGUACAGUGAAACACCUGUAUUCUCUCUACCUCUUUUACAAUAAAGACUCUCUGUAUU